CUUCUGCCCUCCUAUCGUUCACUCCUCGCCUUCUACGCCGCCGCUCCUCCCUUGCUCGCCCCCAUCCCUCUCCUCGACAUGUUGUGCGGCAACGAUCCCGUUGACGAUGGAGGCUCUGCCCAGAUCAACUGGUCGUGUGAUGUGGGGGAUCUAGGGCGGGCUACUGGAGAAGGUGGGCAAGAGGAGAUGCAGGGUGACCUUGCGAAAGAGGGCGGGCAGACUGGGUGGCGGCAUACCCAGUCGACACGAUGCUGUCGGGGGAGAGGAUCUUGCCGCCGGCAACCAGCCUCGCCGCAUUUGGCCUCCCCAGGUACCCACACCCCUGUAGCCCCCUGAUUUUCCUCCUACCCCCUCCCUCCCCACUCCCGUUCGAAAUCGAAAUCAAAGAGAGGCAAAGCAAAUCGCACCAUGCAAAACACAGAGAGCGCCGCCAUUUCCAUCUUCCGGCGAACUCCAAAAGCGAGCGAGCGAUUCCCAUGAGAGGAGAGGAGGCGGAGAUGGCCAAGGGCGAGGGGCCGGCGAUCGGCAUCGACCUCGGGAUGACCUACUCCUGCGUCGGCGUCUGGCAGCAUGACCGAGUUGAGAUCAUCGCCAACGACCAGGGCAACCGCACCACGCCCUCCUACGUCAACUUCACCGACACCGAGCGCCUCAUCGGCGACGCCGCCAAGAACCAGGUCGCCAUGAACCCCACAAACACCGUCUUCGAUUUAGAUGCACUUGCGGAGUAAUGACAUACAUGGAGAAAUUAAUCAACCGGAUGUUGCAGCAGUCAACCAAAAUUUGCUCCAUCAAGGUGAAAACAUUGUGCCAUGUAUUUUGGAUCAAAUGUACGUGGUGUUUCUGGAACUUCGCAAGGUUUAUUUCUUAGAGAAAGCAUACAUAACUAUGGUUGUGCUACCAACACUUCGUGUAUGGUGAAGUUAUAGUUAAUAGUCUAUCGGCAUCCAUAUUGUCUUUAUCUAUAGAAGAGUUGUAUUACCUUCUAUCUACUUUGUGGAAGGUCGUUGGCAUAUUUAGUGUUGAGUUGUUCAUAAUUGUCUCCUUCCCUCGAUUAAUUAGACAAUGAAAAUUAAGUGAAACUACAGGAAAAUUGAAGAAGAGGAGGAAAAUGAUUCAGUUUGUCAUUGGAAACAUCUACUAUUACAGAUAUACUGUUUGUAUUUCUACCUAUCGAUGGUGUGAUGUUUGAAUGCUAAGAUGUCAUUUUUUUUGUCAUUACUGGGCGCUUUUGGUUAUGUUGUUAGAGUACCUGCAAACUAGCUUCAAGGUAGAUGGUAGGUUUGCUAACAAUUUGAUGUUUUUUUUGCACUGCGGCUUUGGUGCUAAUUUCUCGAAAAUAACAUGCUUUUGCAGCACCAUCUUGUUGAGCCAUGUGAUCUGAACCAAUGAAUGCAGAUAACAUCUACUAUGUUUACGUAUCACUACAUGCUGCGUUGGAACAAUGUGACAUCCUUUUUCAAUAACCAUCUGAACACAUGCAUCAUGCUUUUCUGAAUUAUUCAGUGCCACAAAUUGCAUGCUCAUUGCAAGCUUCCUUUUUUUUGCUAAAUGUUCUCUCUUACUAAACUAGGUCCAGGAUGACCAACAGGUUUGCUAACCAUUUGGUCUUUUUUGUGCAAGUUUGCUACUAAAUUCGUGAAGCUAGCUUCCUGUUCACUAUAGAAUUUUGAAAGAACGGGACUAACAAAGACAAAGGGAUCAAGUUAACAUAUUCGAACAGUCACAUGACCGAAGUUCCAUUGUUUAUAUUCAACAUCUCAGUUGCUGCAUUCUUAUUCUGUUUACAUUUGCUUUUCCGUCUGGCUUCACUUACCACUUUAUUCUCACCACACAAUUUAUGCUGAGACUGUUCUAGCAUGACUAUCUUCUACGUAACUAUGCUCCACUCAAUGCUUUUACAAAACUGAAUCAAAACAAAUUACCUUUGUUUAAGAAUCUGUUUUGACAAUGACAUGAAAGUUGGAACUCGGAGAAUUUCAUUUUCAACCACUGCACCAUAUGUUCCUCUUUGUGUUACAGAUAAAUUCAUACACUGCAAUGCUGACUAUUUUCUCUUACCACGGGACUGCAUUUCUUCAAACUAUGCUGUUUUUUAGUAAUUAGGCUCUUCAUAAUUUCCAGUGCUGCCAGCAGAAACUAAUCUGAUCCAUCAACCAAUUAUAAAAUAUCAUGUGAAUAUUUCAUUAGGCACUACCAGACAGAUACUUAUUCACUGAAUACUUUCAAUACUUGUCAUUGAGUGUGUGAUUUUUUUCUAACUGAACAAGAUUUGUUUUUCAUUUACUGGACUAUAUGAUAAUCUUCAUAUCUACAACCUAAUUUCUAUUUCUACUGUCGUUCCUUUACUUCCAACUCUCAUUAUUUACAUUUCACAAUUCACCAAGCGUGGCCUUUUCUAUUUAGAUUUUCUUUUCCACCUAAUUUCAGUCAACAUUUUAUUCUGACGACAAAAUCUGUAAUGCAAUUGUUCAAGCAUGAUCAUGCCAUGCAUCCACAUGUUUCAUUCCAAACUUUUACAAAACUGAAUCAAAAGGACCUACCUUAAUUUUACGAAUUUGUUUAUACACUCACAGGAAGGAUGUGGUGCUGGUUAUUUUACAUACAUCGUUAUUGCAUCAAUAUGAUAUGAACUGACGGCAUUUCAUUUCCAUAUGGUACAGUUAAAUUCACGCACUGCGCUAGUGCGUGUAAAUUUCACUUCUUAUAUCAUUGCUGCUUCCUGGAUAUUUUUCUAACAUACCGCAUAAUAUAAUUGUCACCAUACUACGUUCGAUUCUACUGAAAUUAGCAUGUGUCAUUUAUAUUGCAAAACCUGCUAUGGUUACUUCUCUGGCUAACAAUUCUGUCAAUACACGCUCCACAGCACGACGAGGACAAACAUCAUCCGCAGCAAACACAUACGAUAGUUGUCAUGUAACAAACACCACUGCCUCGCUUCUCAUACGACUGAAACAUGAUCUCCAAAUGCAAUGUUGGAACACCUGGCGGAAUUCAGUACUUUGGAGAGCUUGAAGAGCAUUGUUAUUGGGGCAAUGAGCGCCAUGCUGAUGCAUGCCUACACAAUUUAUGGCUUACUGAAUGGUAUGGUAGCUUUGUAGGAUAUGUCUCAGAAUGCACCAUGCCAAGAACUGGUAGACAUUUUCCUCACAUAUUUCAUGGUGAUUUUACAAUUUGAGCAUUUGGCUUGAAUAUUCUUUAAACUUUCCGUCCUUGUGUUCUUAUUGUUUUGGUGUAGCACUUCAUGUCACAAUUGAAUGUUGAAUUCUUACCAUUGCAUAACUUGCAGUAUAUGUUGAUUCAUUACUUAAUGAGUA
Molecule: messenger RNA, 3317 nt
Organism: Triticum dicoccoides
Lineage: Eukaryota; Viridiplantae; Streptophyta; Magnoliopsida; Poales; Poaceae
Product: heat shock 70 kDa protein-like
Exons: 3
Coding region: 249-731 (160 amino acids)
Molecular function (GO): ATP binding; ATP-dependent protein folding chaperone
Source: RefSeq, a predicted model, not a curated record